Messenger RNA from Rana temporaria (common frog), 1020 nucleotides. RefSeq names its product CWC15 spliceosome associated protein homolog (gene CWC15). The transcript has 7 exons. Lineage: Eukaryota; Metazoa; Chordata; Amphibia; Anura; Ranidae. Gene Ontology annotation, biological process: mRNA cis splicing, via spliceosome. Gene Ontology annotation, molecular function: RNA binding. Bases 120 to 806 code for a protein of 228 amino acids. The record is from RefSeq and is a predicted model, not a curated record. Gene Ontology annotation, cellular component: catalytic step 2 spliceosome.
CCGUGCGCCGGAUGUGCCCGCAGCGAAAGCAUCGUGUGACGCCAGUGUGAGUUUCCGGUGCUGGGAUCGGGCUGUUCCGGAUUGGAGGAGGGUCGGGAACCUCCGGGGCGGUUUAGAAGAUGACUACCGCGGCCAGGCCAACGUUUGAGCCAGCCAGGGGCGGCAGAGGGAAAGGAGAAGGAGAUCUAAGUCAGCUUUCCAAACAAUAUUCCAGCAGAGACCUCCCUUCACACACGAAGAUCAAAUACAGGCAAACCACCCAGGAUGCACCUGAGGAGGUUAGAAGCCGGGACUUCAGGAGGGAGCUGGAAGAGAGAGAACGCGUGACUGUCCGAGAGAAGAACAGAGACCGACCGCCAAGAGAGCACACAUCAUCCCUGUCAAAGAAGCCUCGUCUAGACCAGAUUCCAGCAGCAAAUCUGGAUGCAGAUGACCCGCUCACAGACGAAGAUGAUGACGAUGACUCCGAUGAAGACAGCGAUGAUGAUACCGCCGCCCUCCUGGCGGAGCUGGAGAAGAUAAAGAAGGAGCGAGCAGAGGAGCAGGCUCGCAAGGAAUUGGAGCAGAAGGCGGAAGAGGAGAGAAUUCGAAUGGAGAAUAUAUUAAGUGGCAAUCCUCUGCUGAACCUCACAGGCCCUGCUGCACAGGCUCAAGCCAGUUUUAAAGUAAAACGAAGGUGGGAUGAUGAUGUCGUGUUUAAGAACUGUGCAAAAGGAGUGGAUGAAAUGAAAAAAGACAAGAGGUUUGUGAACGACACCCUACGUUCCGAGUUCCACAAGAAAUUCAUGGAGAAAUACAUCAAGUAGUACAGUUUUAUGUGCUUCACCCAGAAGACUGAAUGUUUUAACUUUUAUCAUCUGAGGAUAUCAGUUGGCUCUUGAACUGCUCUUAAAUUGGGCCGGGAGUUCCAUCGCCUAAUUAAAUUUGUUGCAAUAUUCCAUGACCCCCCACCCCCCAGGUUCUCUUCACCAUAUUUCCAUAUUUUGUGACCCUGUGUGAAUAAACACCCAUUGUUUUCUA